AUGAACGAUCUGAAUAACGUUGAGUACUUGUCAAGAAUUCUAGAUAAAUGGUCUGCUUCUUCUGGACAUCUACGUCCGCCAAAAAGUGACAGGAGUAACACUCUACAAGAAAUUUAUUAUCCUGUCACUUUGGGUGGUAUGACAAAAGAUACUAUGAAUGUGAUGAACAUGUUGAUCGGCAGACGAUUUUAUACAUUUUCACCACCUGCUUUCGGCAGUAUCAAACGACCAGGUGAUGAUUUUUAUCCAUGGCAAUGUGUACUGGCUGAAGAAGCACCAGUACUGGCAACAACUGUUUAUCGUCAAGCCGUUGAUAAAGCUGAUUUUGAAUGUGUAAUAGAUGAAAGUGGUGAACUGUAUCAGCCUAGAAGGACAACUUCAGUUAGGCGUUAUCAUCCAAAAGAUAACCCACCAACAAGUUUAGGAUAUUUAAAGGCAUCAGUCAAACAAUUAUUAGAAAAUCUAAAUCCCAGUUCGAAGUCUUCGUUGAAUCAUCAUAGUUUAUUUAUUUCUCCAGUACAUCAAAAUCUAAUGGAAGCGCGCUUGAAACGUCUAAAAUUAGAAGAGAAAAUGCUAAUGCAAGCAGAGAAACUAGAUAUGUUGGAAAGAAUACGAAAACCACUACCUAGAUGUUAACUGGCUAACUAGAUCCAUACAGCAAGCUAGAGUGUUUUACGAACCACUAUAAAACCAACUUCGAACUUUCAUUUACCCACCCUAAAUGAAAAUAAUGUUAGAAACCAAGGCAAAUACAAUGAAAGCAUCAACCGUGGAUUCGUUUUUUCGACUGAGUCAUUUGUUGAACCAGAAUGAAUUUGAGAGUUCUUGGUAUACGUUUCACUGGAAUAGGCGAUUGUUUAUGCAAGUACUCGAUCAUUUACUGUCACUUUAAGCCUUCCACAUAUUUUUUUGGGAACGACCACUCGUCUUAAAAUUUAAACGUUUAUCACUGAAUGUCAUUUUAUUUUCUCUGAUUUACUGUCUAAAGAAACUGUUGUUAUUUUGACGUUUAUAUCCGCAACUUUUUAUCUGGCUGAUUUGUCUUGCAGAACACAACGUUACUAUCAACCAUAAUUCGCUCAUUACUGGGCUUUCAACAAUUUAUUAGAGUAGUAAUUUCAUUCACAUUGUCCGGAGAGUUAAGAAUAUUUUGCAUCGAACCUCAAAAAUGAGACUACUGAAAAUUCUAUGGGCAAGUUACAUAAUCAUUUAAGGACCACCGAUUAAAACGAUUAAAUACUGUUGUUCAGCUAAGACACUGAGUUGUUAACAUCCAAUCGUUAACAAGUUCACAUCUAACCUUCAGGUACAUCGCUACGAGAAGAGAGUACAUAUAAAUUUACUUGGUUAUAUGGUCAUGACAGACCAGUUAGGCGGCACAAAAAUUAAAAAAACAUUAAAUCAAGCGAACAGGAAGGCGGUUAUUGGGUUGCUAUGUUUGAAGCGAUUAUAAGUUCACCUAGUCUGCGAACGGAA
Schistosoma spindalis is the source of this 1476-nucleotide messenger RNA. NCBI's taxonomy places the organism in Eukaryota, Metazoa, Platyhelminthes, Trematoda, Strigeidida, Schistosomatidae. The record is from the annotation of a GenBank genome assembly.